AUGGGUAACAGUCCAAGUACAGAAGAUAAGUUUCAAACUCUCACGGUUACAAGAGAAAAAUUGCACCAGACCUUUCGUCGUUUAGCCAAGGAGAGGACGCCAAGUGUUGACCUUUUAACUAUAUCUAGGGGAAUAUUUGGAGAAGUGAGAGGACUGGAUGAAACUGUCUCUUUAGAACAUCUAAAAGACAAGACUGGUGUAAAUGAUGAUAAUAUCUGGAAACUUUACAAAAGCCUCUCUAAAUGGCCAUGCCUUCGUGAUUUAAAUCAAGAAGAUUAUAAUUAUUUUACUUUAGGAGAAAUAGUGAUCUUGACGUUCUUGCUGAAUGGUGGUUUUAGGAAACUAGGACUAGAUGGGAACUACUUUACUAAAUUGGUUUUCAUUUUGGCUGCUCAUGUUAAAGGUGAGAACAAGUGCCAAGCUGAGAAACAAAGUAUGGAAAUCGAACAAGCUGAUGAUACCAAAAAUGAAGAAGUUGAAGUGAUUGUACAGGAUGGUGUUAUAAAAUGGGAAUUACUGCCCAUUGUUCAAUCGUUUGAUCAAGUGGAGGCGGGAAUCAUGGAUAGACACACAUUGGAGGAAUUAAUCAAAGCAUGUUUGUCUAUGUCGGUAAUGAGAUAUAUUGAUAACGCAUUUGAUAUUGAUUACAAACACCAGAUCAGUUCGUUGGUUCACACUAUAUACAGUGAAGGAUUAACGCUACAGAAAUUUGAAAAUAACGUUGUAGACUUUACGCCUAAUCUUUUGAUCCCACUAACCAAUCUGUUUGGCAAAUUGUUGCUGCCGGAUGAUCCAUCGUUGCAUACGGACGGAAAGAAUUUAAGCAUCCCCCUGCUUGCACAACUCUCAACAGUGACAAAUAUUGAAAAGAUGCUGAAAUCAAAAGCCUUGUACCAAGGUUCAAGGGACGGAUUUUCAAUCAAUUCGAUAUUGACCCAUACAAGUAAUUACAACGCAGAGACAGUUUUAUUGAUUACCGGGAAAAUUGCUGAUAAGGGAAAAGGGUUGUUUUAUAAGUAUUUCCCUCGAUUCCAUCCAGUGGUGGAGGCAGAACCAGUUGUAGGGAAAAGGUUCCAAAUGGCAAUAAUACUCAAUGCUCCCUGGCGAGUCUCAAAUACUAAGAAUUUCUGUGACGACUUGACUGUAGUGCAGCUGUCUCCGAGACAGAUGACAUUAAAAUCUAAGGAGGCGUGCUUUUAUUUCAGUAACAUUGGUUUAGGACUUGGGGUAGGCAGCCCACCCCCACUGAAAUCCAAACAUGGAGGCAAGAUUACCUUUAGGUUAAGGGGCAUAUCUUUGACUAUCGACAAUUCUCUCGAAGUGGGUAAUUGGAGGGUUGAGGAUGUAUCUGAUAGUAUGUUUGGCUCUACCUCUGGAGCGCCAUCUAUAUAUGGGGACUGGUGGUUCAAAAUACGAGAGGUCGAGGUUCUUGGACUCGGAGACAAUGAAACUUUCAGUGAACAAAAGCGUCGUUUGGAGUGGGAGGAGAAAGAAGCAGAGCGUCGACAGGGGCUCAAUGAUUACAAGGAGGGUCGUGCGUUGCUUGAGCUUGCGGGAAUUGUAGGACAAGGGGGUUCUGGUGGAUCUGUUUGA
This is a messenger RNA of Pichia kudriavzevii, 1593 nucleotides long. RefSeq lists its product as uncharacterized. The transcript has a single exon. The coding region runs from base 1 to 1593 and encodes 530 amino acids. NCBI's taxonomy places the organism in Eukaryota, Fungi, Ascomycota, Pichiomycetes, Pichiales, Pichiaceae. The record is from RefSeq and is a predicted model, not a curated record.